Molecule: messenger RNA, 1674 nt
Organism: Closterium sp. Yama58-4
Lineage: Eukaryota; Viridiplantae; Streptophyta; Zygnematophyceae; Desmidiales; Closteriaceae
Source: the annotation of a GenBank genome assembly
AUGGCUGACGUGGCGGUGCAUCAGUUCAACAACAUCCUCCUCGGCGGCCGCGGCGCUCUGACCCCGGGGCAGCUGCGCGUGCACACGGGCGGGCUGGCGUGGCGGAAGCUGGGCGGGGGGAAGCAGGUGGACGUGCAGCGCACGGACAUGGCGGGCGUGGUGUGGAUGCGCGUGCCGCGCGGGUACCAGCUGUGCGUGCGGCUGAAGGCGGGCGGCAAGGUGAAGUUCAACGGCUUCACCAAGGCUGACGUGGACGCGCUCUCGCCGUUCCUCGCCUCCACGCUCGGCUUCCAGCCGCGCAAGAGCGAGCUCGCCACCAGCGGCCGCAACUGGGGCGACGCCGAGAUCGAAGGCACGAUGCUGGGAUUCCAGGUGGGCGGCAAGCAGGCCUUCGAAAUCUCCAUUGCUGACGUGUCACAGACACAGCUGUCAGGGAAGAACGACGUGCUGCUGGAGUUCCACGUGGACGACACCGCCACUGCUGCUGAGAAGGACAUGUUGGUGGAGAUGAGUUUCCACGUACCAACGUCCAACACCACCUUCGUUGGCACCGACGACAAGCCCUCCGCACAGAUAUUUCAGGAGCAGAUCCUGGCGCGCGCGGACGUGGGGCCGUCGGGCGACGAGGCGGUGGUGGAGUUUGAGGGCGUGCACAUCCUCACGCCCAGAGGCCGCUUCAAGGUCGAGCUGCACGUCACACACGUGCGCCUGCAGGGCAUGGCUGUCGACUUCAAGAUCCAAUACAAGAACCUCGCCCGCCUCUUCGUGCUGCCCAAGGCCAACCAGCCGCACACCUUCGUUGUUGUCACACUCGACACGCCCAUCCGCAAGGGCCAGACGCUCUACCCUCACAUCGUGCUGCAGUUCCCCAACGAGGAGACGUUUGAGGGCGGGCUGGCGCUGAGCGACGAGCUGCUCACCACCAAGUACAAGGACAGGCUGCAGCCCGUGUACAAGGGUCUGGUGCACGAGGUGUUUGCGCAGAUCCUGAGGGGGCUGUCGGGCGCCAAGGUGACGCGCCCGGGGUCGUUCCGCAGCAACAGUGACGGGUACGCGGUGCGCACGUCGCUCAAGGCGGAGGAGGGCUACCUGUACCCGCUCGAAAAGAGCUUCUUCUUCCUCCCCAAACCGCCCACCCUCGUGCUGCAUGACGAGGUGGAGUACGUGGAGUUUGAGCGGCACGGCGCGGGCACGAGCAGCAUCUCGUCGUCCUACUUCGAUCUGGUCAUCCGCCUGCGCAGCGAGCAGGAGCACCAAUUCCGCAACAUCCAGCGCAACGAGUACCACAACCUCUUCUCCUUCUUCAGUGAGAAGCGCCUCAAGAUUCUCAACCUCGGCGACUCGCAUGCAGCAGCUGCGGCAGGCGCGGAGGCGGGGGCGGGCGUGGGGGGCGUGGGGGUGGGCGGAGUGGACUCGGACGACGAUGCGGUGGACCCGCACCUCAACCGCAUCCGCGCAGGGGGGGCUGAUGAGAGCGAUGAGGAGGACGAGGACUUUGUGGCGGGCAAGGACGACGACGAUGGGGGCUCGCCGUCCGACUCGGACAGCAGCGGCAGCGGUGAUGGCAGUGGCAGUGACAGCGACAGCGAUGCCAGUAGGGCAGCCAAUGAGGACGAGGAGGAGACCGCCAAGCGCAAGGUGCAACGGGGACAAACAGAGGGGGCUGGAUUAUGA